GCAGUGUCAGUCAGUCGAUCGAUGGUGCCGCUGCUGAGUAGAAAAACGGGCGAAAAGAUUUGUAAAUUGGCACCAAGAAGAGGACUAAUUAUCCUGUUACUCAUAAACUCUCAAGAGGAAUAAACCUGUUUCAAGCCCUACACACUGAGUGUAACUUAGGGCAGCAGCGAUGUCGGGCUCCUACGACGACUCCAUGAUCGAUGUCUCCAGUGAUAGCUUCUGGGAGGUUGGUAACUACAAGCGCACAGUGAAACGGGUAGACGAUGGCAAUCGGCUCUGUAACGAUCUGAUGAGCUGUCUUCAUGAGCGGGCACGUAUUGAAAAGGCGUACGCACAGCAGCUCACAGAAUGGGGAAAGCGCUGGCGGCAACUCAUAGAGAAAGGUCCUCAGUAUGGCACAUUGGAGCGGGCGUGGUCUGCGCUGUGCACAGAGGCGGAGAAGGUGAGCGAGCUCCACAUGGAGGUGAAAGCAGCACUGAUGGGAGAAGACUACGAGAAGCUAAAGAACUGGCAGAGAGACUCCUACCACAAACAGAUGAUCGGUGGCUUUAAAGAGACUAAAGAGGCUGAGGACGGUUUCCGCAAGGCUCAGAAACCCUGGGCCAAGAAACUCAAAGAGGUAGAGACAAUGAAGAAAUCGUAUCAUUCUGCCUGCAAAGAGGAGAAGCUGGCAGCCAGCAGGGAGACCAACAGCAAACUAGAGAGCAACAACAAUCCUGAAGCCCAGAAGAAGCUCCAGGAAAAGGUGGAGAAGUGUCAGCAGGAGGCGCAGAAGACUAAGGAGCGCUACGAGAAAUCUCUUGAAGAGCUCGACAAGUUGACUCCUCAGUACAUGGAGAACAUGGAGCAGGUGUUUGAGCAGUGGCAGCAGUUUGAAGACAAACGCAUCCGCUUUUUCAGAGAGCUGCUUCUGGAGGUUAAACAGCACCUGGACCUCUCAUCCAAUCACAGGUUCCAGACAGUCUACCACACACUGGAAGACACAGUCUCUGCUACUGAUGCUGAGGAGGACCUGAAAUGGUUCCGGUCCAAUCACGGCCCCGGCAUGCCAAUGAACUGGCCCCAGUUUGAGGACUGGUCCAUAGACCUGAACCGAACCCUCAGCAGACGAGAAAAGAAGAAGCCGUCAGAGGGCGUCACACUGACCGGCAUCAGCCAGACUGGGUCAGACCAGCCAGUCCAGCCUGCCAAGACGAGCAGCAGCCUGAGUGUGCCCACUAAAACGGUGCCAGUGGGCUCGAACCCCUUUGACGAGGACGAGGAUGAAGAAGAGGAAAUGGCCGUGGAGCAGCAGACCACAGUCAACCACAUCAGUGUCAAUAAAGAGGAAAUAAAAACUGUGAGCAGUACGGAGAAGACUCCAGACUGGUCGGAUGAAGACACAGGUGGUAACCCAUUCUCUGCCAACGGUGAUGGAAAUCCAUUUGAGGAGGAGCCGGCUUCUCCGGUUGUAUCUGUGCCGGUCAGAGCCCUCUAUGACUAUGAAGGACAGGAGCAGGAUGAGCUGAGCUUCAAAGCAGGGGAUGAAUUUACCAAAAUUGGUGAGGAAGAUGAUCAGGGUUGGUGCAAAGGCCGGCUCAAGGGUGGAGAGACAGGCCUCUAUCCUGCUAACUAUGUGGAAGCCAUUCAGUAGUGAGUUAUCACAGAUGUAACAAAUGUGAAGAAACAAGAAAGUGGUUUAUUGAGAAAUGACAGUGCGGCUGGAAAAAGGUUCAGCCUUAUUUUCAACCUUUUCCUCCCUGCUGGCGAAGACUGGACUGGAGUGGGAGACGGGAAAAGAGGAGAGGUUUCAGAUCAUAAAAGGACCACCUGACAUAUUGUUGCUUUGACCCUCGUAGAAACUAAGGUGGAAAUUGACCACAGGUUUCCAGAUGAUUCCAGGCAAGGAAGAUCACAUAAACAGAAAAAUUGCUGUCAGUGUAAAAUAUGUUACUUAGAAUCCCAUUUAUGCUGUUACAAAAAUAAUAGGUAUUCAAGUAUAUAUAUUAGAUAAGACUCGAUGAACUUUGUGUGUGAAUUUAUAUGUUGUUGAAACGAAACACUGGGAUAUGACAGUCAUGACAAAUCGUCUUGCAAUGUUAGCCAUGCAGCCUUAAUAUGAAAGCCACUAUGGAUUCAUGGAUUCAUUUUUAUAACCAUAAUUAAUUAUUUCUGCCUGUUAGAGUCUGGUCCAUAAAUUUUUGAUAAACGUUUGAUCUUUUGGACAAAAAAAGCCCUCAUAUGGUGAUAAUUGUGUCAGAUUUAACUUGACAUGUCAGACUUAAACUCGUGCUUACAUUGUUCUGUUGUUCCUUUCAGGGUUUUUGUUUUUCCAUUCAGUUCAUAAGCUGUUCUGGGUGUUUUAUAAGGAAUGAUAAAGACCAUUAGAGCCUUAUCCUGACAUAGUCUUCAUUUAGCUCACAGUGGGUAGGUUUCCUCUAGUCACUGCAAUUGAAUGUAUAUUCACUGAUUGUAUUUCUUCGCCUGUUGAUUGUUCACUUUUGCUGAUGUUGGGUUUUCACAGCCACUGACCCAUUAACACCUGUCCUUAAGUCUCUCUCCUUUCUGUUGCAGAUAAUACUAUAUGUUUUUGUUUUUCAUGCAACACUGAAAGAUUUUCACAAAAGUUUAUCUCACUUGAAUCUCUCGUGUUUUAGUUCUCUCGCUUCUUGUCAAAUAUAAAGUUAUGGGAGAAUAUUUUAGUGUUUGUUUUUUGAAAAUAUAUUACAAAUUAUAGCAAUAAAACAACAGCCAAGUAUGGUAUUGCAUACAUGCAUGUAAAUAGCUUGGAUUGAACAUGUUAGAACAAAUUAAGCAUCAAGAUCAGAUGAUAUGUAGUUGGAAAUUGAUUGUUAAUUUAUAAUGCCACAAGUGCUUUUGUUCCUCUCUUUUUAGAAUGCUGUGACUGAAAAUCACUUUGUACAUUAAUUGAAUGUUAAAUGCAAAAAUAUCCCUUGAAUCUGUUAUUUUGUUAUAUUUGUAAAUAUGAUUAUUUUUCCCCUUCAUAGAGGGCCACACUCAUUGAGUUAAUCGACAAAUACUAUGUGAAUAAUUGUUGAUUUCCUCUUAGGAGCUAUGACAUGAAUAAAUAUACCUGAUUUCAUAACCUUGUUUUGAUCAUCGAGUAUUGUGUCAGCUUGCAAUUUUGCAGAGCUGAACUUCAGGCUUUUCGCUUGUGCAAGCUCUAAAUUCAUUAACUGGCUAAUGUAUCGAUGAAAUCACUGAAAAAUGCUUUUUGAUGCCUUCAACUGCAGCACACGAGGAAGAUGAUUGUUGUUUUUAACAAUAAUGAGAAAGGAGAUGUUUUGCCAUGUUUUCAGGGCAUGCUGUCGUCAAAACGCAGCAACAGCUGUACUUGCACAGUAAGGUUUGUAAAUGUUGUCCCACAACAUAAUAAAUGAGUUUAUUGGAAAAAACA
Messenger RNA from Seriola dumerili (greater amberjack), 3397 nucleotides. It is a transcript of the gene pacsin2, whose product is annotated as protein kinase C and casein kinase substrate in neurons 2. Gene Ontology annotation, biological process: cytoskeleton organization; regulation of endocytosis; plasma membrane tubulation. Bases 170 to 1633 code for a protein of 487 amino acids. Gene Ontology annotation, cellular component: plasma membrane; cytoplasm; endosome. The transcript has 11 exons. Lineage: Eukaryota; Metazoa; Chordata; Actinopteri; Carangiformes; Carangidae. Gene Ontology annotation, molecular function: protein binding; phospholipid binding. The record is from RefSeq and is a predicted model, not a curated record.